This is a messenger RNA of Octopus sinensis (East Asian common octopus), 1178 nucleotides long. Its product is annotated as transcription factor 15-like. Gene Ontology annotation, molecular function: DNA-binding transcription factor activity, RNA polymerase II-specific; RNA polymerase II transcription regulatory region sequence-specific DNA binding; protein dimerization activity. The transcript has a single exon. The record is from RefSeq and is a predicted model, not a curated record. Lineage: Eukaryota; Metazoa; Mollusca; Cephalopoda; Octopoda; Octopodidae. The annotation marks the transcript as partial. Gene Ontology annotation, biological process: regulation of transcription by RNA polymerase II; developmental process.
UAUGCAUCCAUCUAUACAUAUUAUGUUAUAUAUUUUUUACUCUUGAAGGAAAAAAAUAACCUAACAUCUAAAAGAGUAGAUUCGAUUUUGGUCUCAAGUUCAUUUAAUAUUUCUGUGUUUUUUAUUUUUAAAUAUAAUUUAGAUCCUCCUUCAAAAUGUUGUCUUAGUAUAAUAGUAAAGAAUAAUCGAGAUAGUCUCUCUACUUUUGAACUACUUCUCGCCUCUGCUACCGAACCCUGAUGGACUUAAGCAUGUGUAAUUGUGUGAAUAUGUCUGAUUUUUUAUUUAUUUCGUUUGUCUCAUUGUAUUCCCUUCCUUAAUCAGUGUUACGUUCCUCGCUCUCACUCUAACACUGGUUGGAAUAUGUAGAACCAUUUUACACAUUUAUUACUUAUAGCCCGUUUUUUUUUCUUCUUCAUUAAUCCAUUUAAUAAUUAAUUAGUAUUUAAUUAUUGACUCGUAAAGGCUGACAAGGAUUAAUUUACCGAGCGUGCGUACGCAUACAAAAGAUAAAAGCGAAAAGAAUUAAUUCGGCUUUACUAUUAUUAUUAUUAUCAUUACUAUAUUAUUAUUAUCAUUAUUAGCAGCAAUAUCAAAAUUCCACUCCUAAAGAAAGGCUGGAAGUCGCUGCGCUUGUUUAUGUCUGUUCGAAUUGGGCCGCCCAGAACGGUGUCUGACUGUUCUGGCCGAUGCGCCACACCUCCCAGAACGGCCUUCAAGCACGUUCCCCGCGCUACCCUACUCAAUUGAAUGUUUGUCUGGAUAUGGGAGACAAUCUACGUCCAGUCUACAACGAGCCUUGUCACAAGAAAACGAAAGUUGGGGAAGACGAUUUGGCAGUGCCUAUACAGCAUCAGGAAUCGGCUGGCUGCAGCCUGUCAGAUUGUAGCGAAAGUUCCUGGUCUACAGAGGACUCGUGCAGUGCUAGUCGUCGCAGUAGUGCUACAACCCACGGGAGUAAGAACAACAACAACAGUGGACCUAAAGUGAAUCGUAAGCGCAAAAACUCACCUACGUCUCACGGGCCCUCUUCUCCGGCCACAGUUAUACCUCCAACUUCGCAGAUUCCACGACAACGAAUGGCUGCUAACGCCAGGGAACGUGACCGCACACAUAGUGUGAACACAGCUUUUGUUACACUUCGAACAUUAAUCCCAACAGAACCAGCCGAUCGCAAA